Suillus discolor is the source of this 270-nucleotide messenger RNA. RefSeq lists its product as uncharacterized. The record is from RefSeq and is a predicted model, not a curated record. The annotation marks the transcript as partial. NCBI's taxonomy places the organism in Eukaryota, Fungi, Basidiomycota, Agaricomycetes, Boletales, Suillaceae. The transcript is spliced from 2 exons.
GCUGAGGGCAUUUUCAAGUGUUUCUUCCCCUCGAAGCCUGCUGGUGUCACUACCACAUCUCCACCUGAAGAGGACGUUGACACUUCGCAGAAAAACCUUCCCCUGUCAAAGCGCAAGGUGCCCAGUCACACUAUUCCUGUGCUUGAUGAGACUGAAAUUUCUGAGCUUGCUAAGCGUUUCGCAGAUGCUAUCCCAGAGAACGAGCUAAGCGUUGCCGCACUUCAAGGUUACUUGUUAAAGAAUAAGGUUUACCUGCGCGAAUGUGUCGAC